CUGAUCCUACUUUCGUACAACCUGUAUCACCGUGCGUUUGCCGAUCAGAUCUUCCCAGGUCAUGUAGGUGGCACAUUUGGUCACAGCUUUCGUGAACCGAAGUACAAGAUUGAAUUCCAUCCAGAAGAUUCCCCAUUUCAUCCCUCUUCACAGGGUUUGAGACAAGGGGAUCCGUUAUUCCCUUUUCUUUUUGUCAUUGUUAUGGAGGCCUUGAGUCGGAUGGUGGAGGCUGCUUUGGGGGGGGGGGGGGGGGGGUUUCUUGGUGGCUUCUCGGUGGGAAACAAUAGUAAUGGUGUUAUUUCUAUUUCUCACUUAUUUUUUGUGAUGCUGAUGCUUGUCGAAUUCAACCUUUAAGAGCUGUUCUGUUGUGUUUUGAAGCUGUCUCGGGCCUCAAGGUGAAUUUGGGUAAGUCGGAGUUAGUACCGGUGGGAGAGGUGAGGAAUGCUAACUUUGUAGCAGAUUUGUUGGGCUGUAAAGUUGCUUCUCUUCUGCUGAAAUAUGUUGGGCUUCCCUUGGGGGCGUGCUUUAAAGCAAGGAGGAUUUGGGAUGGGGUUAUAGAGAAGGUAGAGAAAAUAUUGUCGGGUUGUAAGUGGCUUUAUUUAUCAAAAGGGGGGCGGUUAACCCUUAUCAAAAGCACCCUUUCCAAUCUUUCCACAUAUUAUCUUUCUUUAUUUCCAUUACCGGUGGGAGUGGCUAAUCGGAUUGAAAAAUCGUUUAUAGUUUUUUUGUGGGGGUAAUUUGGGGGAGGAGAAUAAAUUUCAUCUUGUGAAUUGGCAAAGGGUGAUUUUCCUGAUAGUGAAUGGUGGCUUGGGGGUGCAAGAUUUGAAUAUUUUAAUAAGCCAUUAUUAGGAAAGUGGUUGUAGAGGUAUCAAAUGGAAGGAGAUUCUUUGUGGAGAGAGGUGAUUGAUCGGAAAUAUGGGUUUGAGUGGGGGAGAUGGUGUUCUAAGGAGGGUAGGGGGUCUUAUGGUGUUUGUCUUUGGAAAUAUAUUAGAGAGGGGUGGAACAUUUUUGAAAAACAUAUUAAGUUUGAGGUUGGAGUCAGUGACAGAAUCCGGUUUUGGUUUGAUGAUUGGUGUUGUGAGAGACCUCUUAAUGCUGUUUUUCUGGUAGUUUUGAGCUUGGUUGGAAACCAGCAGGUUGCUGUUUCAGAGGUGCUGUGUCGUGCUGAUGGGGUUGUACAUCGGAAUGUUAUUCUCACUAGAAAUGCCCAGGAUUGGGAACUUGAUGAGAUUGCAGGUUUUUUUAGCUUUUUGCAUUCAGUAAAGCUAGGUGCAAAUGGGAGAGAUUGUAUGCUGUGGAAACACUCAGGGAGCAAUAAGUUUUCUGUUAAUUCAUUUUACAAGGUGUUGACUGCCCAACAGCAUAUUUCUUUUCCCUGGAAGAGCAUUUGGAAGGUUUGUGUGCCGUCUAAAGUUGCUUUUUUUUCAUGGACAGCUGCACUUGGGAAGAUUUUGACGAUUGAUAAUCUAAGGAAGUGUGUUAUGAUUGUUAUGGAGUGGUGCUUCAUGUGUAAGAAGAAUGGAGAAUCGAUUGAUAAUCUUUUUCUAUGUUGUGAGGUGGCUAGGGAGUUUUUGGGUGGUAUUCUUUGUAGAGCUGGGCUGAGUUGGGUUAUGCCUAAGAGGGUGGUGGAGGUUUUAGCAUGCUGGAACAGACAUCACAAUAGCUCUCAACUGGAUGAGGCGUGGAGGAUGAUACCUUUGUGCUUAAUGUGGUGUUUAUGGACUGAAAGGAAUGACAGAUGUUUUAACAACAGGAAAAGAGCAGUGGGGGAUAUCUGGAAUUUCUUUGUGUCUUCACUUUUUCAGUGGUUUUCUGCUAUUGUAUUAAAGGGAGAAUGUUCGUUGAGUUUUUGUUUUCUUUUCAGCUUUCUAGAAUGUAAUUUGGUAUCUCAUCUUGUAUACUUCCUAUGAACAUGGGCUCCUCCUAGUUUCAUUUGUUUCAAUAAAGUUUCUUACUUAUCAAAAAAAAAAUUCAUUGUCAUUAAAAAGUUGAUGACAUCAGUUGACCUGUCUCCAUGAUGGAUUUAAUUGGUAUGUAUUGCUAUUAUCAGUUCACCUGUACCCAUUUCCUUGCUAUCAGCUUUUUUCAUAGACAGGAAAGCAGGUGGCUUAGUUCCCUUUGUGCAAGGGUAGGGUUUAAGUAGCAAGCAAUAGUUACAGUUUUAGGUGCUUAAUCUAAUUGUGAAGGUGUUGGGGUGCUUCCCUCUAUGCAACUAUUAGCUGCCUGGCUUUUACUAGUAAUAGUGGUUAUGCUGAAUUCCUUUCUAUAGGACUAUGAACCUUGCAUAGGGCCUUAAGAGUUACCAGAUGCCCUUGGGAUUUAAUUUUGUUUUUGAUAAAUUCUAAUCCGUAUUUGCUUUCAUUCUCAGGUUUGUGUGGAUGAACUAUGUUGUUUUUAUGUUAACGGCAGAAGAGAGUGUAUAGACUAUGAGAGUAAUAUGAUCUAAUAGUUGGGCCCGUUUACAUGGCAGGAUGAUGAUCAGGAGUCUGUGGUUAUG
Messenger RNA from Carya illinoinensis, 2497 nucleotides. Its product is annotated as protein OS-9 homolog. The record is from RefSeq and is a predicted model, not a curated record. Gene Ontology annotation, biological process: endoplasmic reticulum unfolded protein response; retrograde protein transport, ER to cytosol. The transcript is spliced from 3 exons. Gene Ontology annotation, cellular component: endoplasmic reticulum lumen. Bases 873 to 1910 code for a protein of 345 amino acids. Lineage: Eukaryota; Viridiplantae; Streptophyta; Magnoliopsida; Fagales; Juglandaceae.